Messenger RNA from Fimicolochytrium jonesii, 4292 nucleotides. RefSeq lists its product as uncharacterized. The record is from RefSeq and is a predicted model, not a curated record. The transcript has 3 exons. Bases 329 to 4015 code for a protein of 1228 amino acids. Lineage: Eukaryota; Fungi; Chytridiomycota; Chytridiomycetes; Spizellomycetales; Powellomycetaceae.
ACAAAAGCGAUGUAAACCAAUCGCUUAACCUUGCGAGCCUGAAAUAGAGCCUGCACGUUGCUAAGUUUGGCAGGGCUAGGAUUGCAAAUCUAUGAGCAGCAAACUGAAGGCUGAGUCGGCAGGCUCAUAUACUAGCUUUGCCUGAACGCCGCAUGUUCUGGCUCACGUCGGUACGUUCCUUAGCUUCUCGUUCGGCGAAAGAUACCAGUUUAUACCACCUCGCCAACGGUGAGCUACAGAGGACGUACAUCCUGCAUAGGUCAUACCUUGUAGAGUAGAGCAUACCUACCCGGAACACAUAUUCAUCUUCAUAGAUCGCAUAGGAUAGAUGAGAGACACUUGGAUGAAAUGGGCCGCGCCCUUUGUGGGACUUGGACUUGCAGCAACCGUUGUCAACGCUCAGACCUGUUAUGGUGGGAGCAAUGGUGUACCGUUGGAUGUAUUGUUCCUGGUUGACGGAUCGAGCAGUAUGUGUGAUUACACAAACGCUCUAUCUGCACAAGUAUCGUCCUUCACCAGUGUGCUCAAUUCGAAAAAUAUGACGGAUGUUCGCUUCGCAGUCGCUGCGUUCGGAGGACGGCCUUCUCUGGUCCAACCUUUCAGUACCGACGCUACAGUGACUGCGGCGUCAAUCGGUGCUAUUGGAUGCAGUCGUAAUGGACAGGAAGCCGGAUUGGAAGCGAUCCGUGUUGCCUUGAACAGCAACGAGGGUGCUGAUUUCACAAACGAUUGUUUGUCUUAUAACACUGUUACUACCUCUGCGAAUUGCUACUUGCGCUGGCGAGUUGGCGCGCAAAAGACCAUUGUCAUGUUUACGGACGAAGACUCCGAUUAUCCGACCUUGUCGUCCUACCUGCAGCCGGGAAUGGUGCAAAGCACUGGUGGUCUCUGUAGCGUUCCAUAUACCAAUCGCACCGGAACCUAUAGUGCCGUCACAGCAAACUGUGGUACCAACGGAAACUCCACCGACAUCUACACCGGCUCUUGGGAUAACCAGCAAGCCAAUUGGGAACCUAACUUCAGCCCCAAGACGUUCUGGAAUACAACUUCAGCCACCUACGGUGAUCCUCCGACUUACCAGUACUAUCGUAACUCUGCUUCCGCUUUGUCGAUGGACCAGGCGUUUAUUGACGAAAUCACAAACACCACCGAGCUGUUGUAUGCGAACAACGUCAGGCUUUCCAUGCUAGUUCCUUCGAUGCAGAUCAAAGCUAGCUGGGCCCUCCCGCAAACGUCGUGGAACCGGUACAAUGCCAUGUUUGCCAAUUCAGCGAGCGCCUCGGCGGAUCAAUAUAACACCAAUACCGCCGUGUACCAGUACGGUCACCCCGAUCUCAAUUACAUGAACACUGACUACACAGGCUUCGAAGCCUCCACUACCUACUUGGCACUCAAGCAGGCGUCGUUGGGAAACAGCUUACAAGCAAAGAUGCUUUUGCGGAACAACUGGAUGCGUGUCUUCCCGAUUACAGACAUUUUUGAUUCGACCGGGAAUGCCGCUACCAAGACCAAGCUGUUCUACAAUGCCACGAUAGACAUGAUCCAGGCCUGCCCCCCGAAUAUCUUCCCGGUGACGACAACUUCCACGACUUCCACCACGACGACUACUACAACGGCACCGGCAUCAACUAGCACGGUGAUCUCGGUGACAACUGCUUCGGCUUCCACACGCACAGUGAUCUCGGUCACCACCACCGCCUCCACUAGUACCACGACCACCACCGCUCCUGCAUCGACGGUUACGGUCCCUACGACAAGCCUCGUUUCAGUCACAUCCACAACAACCACUACCGCUCCUGCCUCGACAGUCACUUCGACGACCACAACAGUCUCAACCUCGGUUUCGCUUUCGGUCUCCACUUCCACGGCUACCAGCACCACCACCGCUCCUGCAUCGACGGUUACGGUCCCUACGACAAGCCUCGUUUCAGUCACAUCCACAACAACCACUACCGCUCCUGCCUCGACAGUCACUUCGACGACCACAACAGUCUCAACCUCGGUUUCGCUUUCGGUCUCCACUUCCACGGCUACCAGCACCACCACCGCUCCUGCAUCGACGGUUACGGUCCCUACGACAAGCCUCGUUUCAGUCACAUCCACAACAACCACUACCGCUCCUGCCUCGACAGUCACUUCGACGACCACAACAGUCUCAACCUCGGUUUCGCUUUCGGUCUCCACUUCCACGGCUACCAGCACCACAACUGCUCCCGCAUCGACGGUUACGGUCCCUACUACAAGCCUCGUUUCGGUGACAUCCACUACAACCACUACGGCCCCGGCGUCGACAGUCACGUCGACGACCACGACAAUCUCGACCUCGGUUUCGCUGAGCGUCUCCACGGCCACGGCUACUAGUACCGCAACGUCCACCGCCACUACUACUGAAACCGCGACAACGACCACGACGCAGGAAGCGUCGACUGCAACGGUGACAUCGGUGACAACAACUCUUUCGGUGUCGACUGAAACUGACAUUGAUACUGAAUACUUGACCAGCACCGAGACCCUGAUAUCAACUGAAGUGGAUAACGUUUACUACACGAGCUACUCCACCGUCACUUCGAUUAGCGUCAGCGUGGAGCCAACCACGGUUACGAGCACCACCACCGCGGGAGCUAUUACAAUCGUAGAAGUCAGCCAAUCGACUACCACAACUACGGCGCCCGCUAGUACCGUUACCGACACGAGCACCAAAUCCACCACGAUUACCGACACGGAGACGGAAACGGCUACCGUCACUGAAUCUACCACUGCCACUCAAACCACCGUCAGCUUGUCGAUCAGUGUUGCUACCACUACCGCCACAGCCACUGAGACCACCACGGACACCGAGACGACUACCGCAUCCACUACAGAUACCAACACAGAAACCGAGAUAACUACCGCAACAGCCACUGCCACUGAGACCACCACGGACACCAAGACCCGCGACGUCACCCAGACGGAGACAACCACUUUUUCCACUACAGCGGCGGCGAUCACAGUCACAUCCGAAUCGACCACGACGGCAACCGCGACAACUACCGAAACGUCAACCGAGACCCGCACCGAAUCUGACACGACCACGGAAACUACUGUCUCAACCCGCGACGUUACUCAGACAGAGACAACUACUUUUUCCACUACAGCGGCGGCAAUCACUGUCACAUCUGAAUCGACCACGACGGCGACCAUGACCACUACCGAAAAGUCAACCGAGACCAGCACCGAAUCUGACACGACCACGAAAACUACUGUCUCAACCCGCGACGUUACUCAGACCGAGACAACUACUUUUUCCACUACAGCGGCGGCGAUCACAGUCACAUCCGAAUCAACCACGACCGCAACAGCGACAACUACCGAGACAAGCAUCGAAUCUAUCACGACCACGAAAACGAGUGUUUCGACUCACGAUGUUACUCAGACCGAGACGACUACGUUUUCGACUACGGCGGCUCAGGUUACCGUUACAUCCGAGUCGACCACGACGACAACCGCCACGGAUACCGUCACAGAUACCGAGACGGAGGCCAUCACGGAUUCUACCACAAAAACCGAGACAUCGAGCGCCACGACGACUGUCCACGAAACUGAUACGGUCACCUCGACCGUACCGGUCAGCACGAUUACAGUGACGUCCACGGAAGUUCAGACAACUACUUUCACACCGUCCCCAGUUACGGUCACUCAGACGUCGACUCUGUCUACUGCCGCGGUGACUGAGACACUGGCCGUAGCUACAGUCACCCACACGCUUUCCACGGUGACCGAGACCCUCUCGACGGUCACUCAGACUCUUUCCACGGUGACUGAAACACUAUCGCUUGCUACGAUCACGCAGACACUUUCGACGGCGACCGUUACCACUACAGCCACUGCCCAGCCGACCACUCGCGUUGUUACAAUGACCAACACAGCUGCGACCACAACAGUGACCGCCUCGGGCCGGGUAGCCACACUCUAUGCUAUGGGUGGUGGCUGGGGAAAACAAGUCUCGCUUGCAGUAAGCACUACUAGUGCCACCUGAGGAAAGGCAUUUGGUUGAUAUUCGUAUUCCACCGAGUAGCACUUGGAGAGGGACCCAUAGGUGCAUCGGUUAUCCUCCUCCUACGUUUGACAUUCAUUAGAAUAGGUAGCGAAGCAUAGUUGGCCUCAAAGCCCCGACAUUUUUGUAGCCUGGAAAUUACGUUCUGCACCACCUUGAAAAAGUUUAAGUGGCGAUAGUCAGGGUUGACGGCGCUCUGACCCAGUAAAGCGCUUUGUCUGUUUUGGCGUACGAUACGGGCGAUAUCUUCCUGCCCUCU